This is a messenger RNA of Hevea brasiliensis (rubber tree), 4233 nucleotides long. Its product is annotated as protein BREAST CANCER SUSCEPTIBILITY 2 homolog B. The record is from RefSeq and is a predicted model, not a curated record. NCBI's taxonomy places the organism in Eukaryota, Viridiplantae, Streptophyta, Magnoliopsida, Malpighiales, Euphorbiaceae. The transcript is spliced from 20 exons. The coding region runs from base 60 to 3410 and encodes 1116 amino acids. Gene Ontology annotation, biological process: double-strand break repair via homologous recombination; regulation of DNA-templated transcription.
AUUCCACUUGUACUGGUGCCUCUGGCCGAAAAAGCCCUAAUUUGAUUCCAUCCCGGGAAAUGUCGACGUGGAAGAUCUUCUCCGACGCCGGAAAUAAUUUCCAGUGGGAAUCCUCCUCUCAAAUCACUCACAGCAAGCCCUUAAAUGCAUCAAACAUUCCCCCGAUUCAACCUCUCGGCUGCACUCCUCGCCUCCCUUCCAUGGCCGAUAUCCUACUUCAAGAUUGUUCCACGUUUCUAGAGAACGGCGAAGAGGAUGUCGAGCAUGCUCCGAUGUUCCGUACAGGAUUAGGGAAGUCGGUUGCAUUGAAACAAUCUUCGAUUGCGAAAGCGUUGUCUGUUCUUGGAGACAAUGAUAAUGCUAUCAGCUCUGAUGAAACACAUUGUACAGAUAACGUAGGUGGAUUCAACAACUCCUUGUUCUGUACGGGGUCAGGCAAAUCAGUCAAUGUAUCUUCUGCUGGUCUGAUCAGAGCCAAGGCAUUGUUGGGCUUGGAAAACAAUAAUGAUGUCUCCAGUUUUCAAGGCUUUCAACAUCCAAGGAAAUCAUCUAAUGCCAUUGAAGAGCAUGAGUGGCGAGGUUCUUUGCAUUUGAGGAUGAAAGAAGGUAUGAAAAGAAGUGCAAUAGAAUCAGUUCCAAGGCCAACUUUAAUUUCUAAGGCUAGUUCGGUCGGAAGCAAAUUAUCAGAUGUGGUCAAUCCAAGCUUGUUGCAACAUGAACUAAAUAAUUCCACUCCCAAACCACCUCCCAUUAAAUUCCAUACUGCAGGUGGAAGAUCCUUAUCUGUUUCCAGUGAUGCAUUGGAACGUGCAAAGAGUCUUCUUGGUGAUCCAGACUUGGGUACUUUGUUAAAUGAAGAGGAUGCAGUUGAUCCAGGCCUUUCAGUUUCCAAAGAGAGUAGAUUCAAUGAUGCUUCAUCCACCAAGGAAACAGAUUUUCACUCUGCUUUUACUUAUCCAGCAACUGCAAAGAGCAAGCAUAACUCAAAAAUUUUCAUAUCCCCUAUGAGAUUAUCUACAAACCAAGUUCCAUCAUCCUUAAAUUCGGAAAAUAUUGUUUUGGGAAUUAGCUUGAUAAAGAAAUUUGAUGCAGUUGAUGACGACAAAUUUUGUGGGUUGGAUAAUGCUGCACCUUCCAUUCAGAGGCCCUUAAGCAACGGGUCCUGUAAAACUGAUACGGUGGAGGAUAAUUCCUUGGAAAUUUUUAUUGGUUCAAGGAUUAAUCCAAAUGUAAGGUCAUCUCGAGGGCCAUUGAUUGACAUUUCAAACACCAUUGGCACAUUUUACACAAAUAAUGAAAAGAGGAGAUUUGGAAGGGGAACUUCUACAUCUCCAUUCAAGAGGCCCCGUAGCUCCAAAUUUACCGCCCCUUUGAACAGGAAUGUCUCAUAUGCUCCUAGUGGUUUAUCUGCUUCCUCAUCUGAAAAUUCUUGCUGCAGAAGAACAAUUUCCACUAGAUAUCCUUUUCAUAUUCCAAGAAUGUACAUCAAGGAGUAUUUUGGAGUGCCUUCCUCAGACAAAGGCUUGUUGGAGCACUUCACAGAAGAAAUAAGAUGGAUCAAAGCAGAUACUGCAGAAAAGUACACAUUUUUUGAUGAAUCUGGCCUGAACUGUAUUGGAGGAGAAGCUUUCUACCACAUGUUGGUUCAAUCAGGAGCUUCAGUACAAUACGCUUCUAAAGAGUGGAUUGCAAAUCACUAUAAGUGGAUAGUUUGGAAACUUGCAUGUUAUGAGAGAUGCUAUCCCUUGAAAGCUGCCACAAGGUUUUUGACAGUCACCAAUGUGCUUGAGGAACUGAAGUAUAGAUAUGAAAGAGAAGUGAACCAUGGCCACCGUUCUGCAAUUAAGAGAAUUCUGGAAGGAGAUGCACCUCCUUCUUCAAUGUUGGUUGUUUGCAUUUCAGCUAUCCGCAUCAGUUGUGAACCAAAGAUUGAGACUGUGGCAGCAAAUGGAGGUGAAUGUAGUAAUGCUGCAAAAGUGGAACUAACAGAUGGGUGGUAUUCAAUAGAAUCUCUUUUGGAUGGACCAUUGUCAAAGCAACUAGCUGCUAGAAAGCUGUUUGUGGGCCAGAAACUUCGAAUAUGGGGAGCUGGAUUAUGUGGCUGGGUUGGCCCUGUUUCACCCCUUCAGGCACCAAGGACAGUUAGUUUGUUGUUGCAUAUUAAUGGAACUUACAGAGCUCAUUGGGCUGACCGAUUAGGAUUUUGCAAGGAUGUUGGUCCUCCUUUGGCAUUUAGGUGCAUCAAAAGUAAUGGGGGUCUUGUUCCUCAGACAUUAGUUGGAGUCACACGAAUAUAUCCUGUUCUGUUCAAGGAGAAGUUAAUUAAUGGUGGAUCUAUUGUGAGAACAGAGAGAAUGGAGUCUAAAACAACACAAUCAUACAACCAGAGGCGUUCGGCUGUUGUAGAAGGCAUUGUUUCUGAGUAUCAAAGAGGGAUGAAAGGGUCCUACAUUUAUAAUGACAGUGAUAGUGAAGGAGCUAAAAUUUUGAAGAUACUUGAGACAGCAGCAGAACCAGAAGUUAUAAUGGCAGAGAUGAGUCCAGAGCAACUAACUUCGUUUGCCUCUUACCAAGCAAAACUAGAGGCAAUAAAGCAAUUGGACAUGGAGGAAGAAAUUAAGAAAGCUCUGCGAGAUGCUGGCUUAGGGGAGAGAGAAGUGACCCCAUUUAUGAGGGUUAGAGUGGUUGGACUAACAAAUUAUCAAGGCAAGGGCUUUCCUAAAGUAGGUUUAAUAACAAUUUGGAACCCGACAGAAAAGCAGCAAAGUGAGCUGGUUGAGGGACAGGCCUAUGCUGUAGCAGGACUUUUACCAGUGAACUCUGACUCAAAUACGCUAUACUUACAAGCAAGAGGAUCUACAACCAAAUGGCAACCCUUAUCUUCCUUCACAAUCCAACACUUUCGGCCCUUUUUCAGUCCUCGAGUAUCAGUUUUAUUGUCAAAUUUGGGUGAAGUUCCUCUUUCCAGUGAAUUUGAUACUGCUGCAUAUAUUGUGCAUGUGGGAGAGGUUUACACAACUGCACAGUGGAAGAAACAGUGGGUGUUUGUUACUGAUAACUCUCUUUCCACUUUAGAGUCAGAAGAAAUAUCAAAUUCUUUACUUGCCAUCAGCUUCUGCUCACCAUAUAUAGAUGGUGAUUCAUUCUCACCAAUCAACUAUAAUCUUGCAGGAUCCACAGCUGGUUUCAUUAAUCUCAUCAAGAAAGCAAAGGACCAAAUAAAUAAUAUCUGGAUUGCAGAAGCAACAGAAAAUUCAAUUUAUUCUUUAAGUUUUGAUUCCCCAAAUUGUUCUCACCUUAAAAGUGCUGCUGCUUCUGCUCAAAGCUGGGCAAAGACCUCCAGCUUGAUUAUUGAUAAACUUAAAGAGAAAGUUCUAUUUAUUAUUGGCAAUCAUAAGGCUAGAAGUUGAGGGCCUAUUGGACUGACAAGUAAGCUUCUUUAUGUUCCAUUCCAAUAGACACUGACGAACAUUAGUCUCUUCCCCAUAGGCAGCACCAGCAGUGUGUCUUAAAGUUUGCUUUUGCCAGUGUGAAUGCGUGUGAGAUAUUGGACUAACAAAUUGAUGAUUUCGCUCAAAAUUAUAUCCUUCUGUUUAAGGUCCUAAGGCAGUUCAAAAUGUCAUCAUAAAUCAAUUAUGGAAUUUGUUCUUGAUCAUAAGAUAUCGAGUCAUAUGCAGAGAAAAGGGCAUGGGGUGUUGCCGUGUUGCUAGUAGCAGUUGUGACAAGCACAUCCAUAUGAUUGCGAGCAUUUGGCAUAUUUAUUGGUAUGAAACUGGUUUUCUCUCUACUGCCGUGGUUUUGGAAACUGAAGUUUUCAGGUUGAAGCAUGUAGAUAAAUGACAAUCAGUUUCAAACCAUUCAAGCACUUCAAUGGCUUCGGUAUAUUCCAGAUUUCCAGUUCAGGAACUCAAACCAUGUAAAGGUUGCAACAGAAUGUAGCUCUGCAAUGCGGUUCUUUUGAUCUUGUGCACCAUUUGGGGGGAACGGCUUGAGAAUGGCAAAUUGGAAUUGUAUAUAUUUAGUAAAUGAUCGAGAAAGUGUUUAGCGUUCACAGCGUCAUUAAAAUAUGUAAAUAUCGAGCUCGGCAAAAUAUAUCGAGGGCUACUAAACAGAUUCUUAUUGAAAGGGGAGAUUAUUUCUUUUUUUUUUUAAUUUUUUUUAUUAUUUAGCUCCAAUUUUCAUUUGAAUUCGAAAUGUCAAUAUGGUGAUUAAUUGUUUUAUUAUUUGUUACUA